Sphaeramia orbicularis (orbiculate cardinalfish) is the source of this 1881-nucleotide messenger RNA. Its product is annotated as sodium-dependent neutral amino acid transporter B(0)AT3-like. Lineage: Eukaryota; Metazoa; Chordata; Actinopteri; Kurtiformes; Apogonidae. The record is from RefSeq and is a predicted model, not a curated record. Gene Ontology annotation, biological process: nitrogen compound transport; amino acid transport; sodium ion transmembrane transport. Gene Ontology annotation, cellular component: plasma membrane. The transcript has 12 exons. Bases 1 to 1881 code for a protein of 626 amino acids.
AUGUCAAAAGAUGAACAAACAAUGAAAGCUGGAAACACAGAGCAGAUGGAGGCGAAUGGACCAAAAGAGAUCAUCGAAAGACCAAAGUGGGACAAUAAAGUUCAAUAUUUGCUAACAUGCAUAGGAUUUGCUGUGGGCCUUGGUAAUGUGUGGAGAUUUCCAUAUUUGUGCCAAACAUAUGGUGGAGGGGCUUUUUUGAUUCCUUAUUGCAUUGCUUUGGUGCUGGAGGGUCUUCCUCUGCUGCACAUGGAGCUGGCCAUCGGGCAACGGCUCCGCAUGGGAAGUGUUGGUGUGUGGAAUUCUAUUACCCCCUACAUGGGAGGUUUAGGUGUGGCUUCCUUACUUGUAUCCUUUCUGGUUGGUCUGUUCUACAACAUGAUCCUGGCCUGGAUCCUCUGGUACUUCUUCCAUUCCUUUCAAAACCCUCUUCCAUGGCGGGACUGCCCAGUAAACGCAAACCUUACAGGAUAUGUGACUGAAUGUGAGGAGAGUUCACCUGUGAACUACUUUUGGUAUCGUACAACACUGAACAUAUCACCAAACAUUGAGACCAGUGGGUCUAUAGAGUGGUGGCUGGUGUUGUGUCUUGCAACUGCCUGGUGUCUUGUGUACAUCUGCUUCAUUCGAGGAAUUGAGACAAUUGGAAAGGCUAUUUAUGUCACAGCUACCUUUCCGUAUCUGGUGUUAACCAUCUUCUUGAUCAGAGCGUUGACUCUAUCUGGAGCAGCAGAUGGUUUAGUUUAUCUCUUCACUCCAAAUUGGGAAACCCUGAAAAAUCCUAAGGUCUGGUUGGAUGCUGCCACUCAAAUCUUUUUCUCCCUGUCUUUGGCUUUUGGAGGACUCAUUGCUUUUUCCAGUUACAAUCCACAGAAGAAUAACUGUGAGAGAGAUGCCCUAAUUGUUGGUUGUGUGAACAGCCUUACAUCAUUAUAUGCUUCAAUUCCUAUUUUUGCCAUUCUUGGAUUUAAAGCAAAUGAAAACUACAACACCUGUCGAAACAUAAACAUAUUAAAAUUGACAAAUGCCUUUAACAUCGGUGAUGAAAACAUAACUCUUGAAAACUAUGAUGAGUGGUUGAAUCAUCUUAAUGCAACUAAUCCCAUGGAAGUUGAAAGUCUCAAUCUAAAGACCUGUGACCUGCAGACUUUCCUUGAUCAGAGCGCCUCUGGAACCGGACUGGCCUUCAUUGUGUUCACUGAGGCUGUGAUUAAAAUGCCAGGGUCCCAGGUGUGGUCGGUGCUUUUCUUUGUCAUGCUCUUCAGCCUGGGCCUGUCAUCCAUGUUUGGAAAUCUGGAGGGGGUUCUCACUCCUCUGCUAGACCUGCACAUGGUUCCACCCUGGCUUCCUAAAGAGAUUUUUACAGGCUUAAUAUGCCUCACCUCCUUCACUGUGGCUCUUAUCUUCACUUUGAGCUCUGGAAACUACUGGCUGGAGAUUUUCAACAGCAAUGUUGGAUCCAUGCCUCUGCUUAUCAUAGCGUUCUUCGAGAUCAUCAGUGUGGUGUACAUCUAUGGAAUAAACAGGUUUAAUGAUGAUAUAGAAUGGAUGUCAGGCCAUAGACCAAAUAUUUACUGGCAGGCGACUUGGCGCUUCAUCAGCCCUUUCAUGCUUUUUGCAGUUUUUGUUGCAUAUGUUGUGGUUGAAGCUGAAAAACGACCGACAUACAACACCUGGAACCCCAAUUAUGUGCACUUCCCCCUGGCUGAUGUUCUGUACUAUCCUGAAUGGGUUUAUGUGAUCUGCGUGCUCCUGUCCGUCAUUCCUGUCGUUUCCAUUCCUCUAGUGGCAUUCUACCACUUUGGGAGAUUCCUGAAGAAGACCAUCAUGAACAGGCACAACCAAAAUCCAUAUGCAGUGGAAAUCAGUUUUGGAGAUCUGUAA